Messenger RNA from Clunio marinus, 2746 nucleotides. The record is from the annotation of a GenBank genome assembly. Lineage: Eukaryota; Metazoa; Arthropoda; Insecta; Diptera; Chironomidae.
AGAGAAAUUUUUCGCGAUCUGUUAGGUUGGAUAAGAUUUCAGUUCUCAUUUAUUACUAAUUUAGCUGAGGUUUGAAUAAGAACUCGUAAAACUAUGGCAAGUUUACGAUUGAGAAGUGUUGUAAGCACAGUAAAUCGUGUAAGAAAUGGAGUAUUCUUGUCAAAGAAAUCGACGUUUUUAUCAUUUAAUCGCUAUCUUGCAACGGCUGAGACACCUCGAAAGCAUAUCAAAACGUCUGUGGUCGAUGAUGUUUUGGUAAUUAAAUUAGAUUCGCCGAAUGUAAAGGUGAACUCAUUAGGAAAAGAGAUCACGACAGAGUUCGACAGUAUCUUGAAAGAAUUCGAAUCGAAUCCCAAUGUCAAGUCUGCAGUACUUAUCUCGGGCAAACCAGGAUGUUUUGUUGCUGGUGCCGACAUCACAAUGUUAGAGCAAUGCAAAACAGCUGAAGAAGCACAAAAAAUUAGUCACGAUGCACAGUUAAUGUUCAAUCGUAUGGAGAAAAGUCCAAAACCAAUUGUCUGUGCUAUUAACGGUAUUUGUCUUGGAGGCGGCUUUGAAUUAGCUCUCGCUUGUCACUACAGAAUCGCAACAAAAGACAAAAAAACUGGUCUCGGUCUUCCUGAAGUGAUGCUUGGAUUACUUCCUGGAGCUGGUGGAACUCACCGUGUCCGUAGACUUUCGUCAAUUCCCACGACAUUAGAUCUUGCUCUCACAGGAAAAACGAUCAAAGCUGAUCGAGCUAAGAAAUUAGGUCUUGUUGAUUUACUUGUCGAUCCCCUUGGACCAGGUCUUGAAGACGCCAGCAUGAAUACAAUUAAUUAUCUUGAGAAAGUCGCAAUUGACAUUGCAAAAGAUAUUUCAAGUGGAAAAAUAAAAGUCAACAGAGAAAAAACUGGAAUCGUCAAUAAAGCCACAGAAUUCGUCAUGGGAAUUGAUUUUGUCAAAGAUCAAAUAUUCAAACGAGCAAGACAACAAGUUAUGAAGAUGUCAGCUGGUUUAUAUCCAGCUCCUUUGAAGAUUCUCGACAUUGUUCGUGUUGGAUGUGACAAGGGAAUGGAUGCUGGCUUAGAAGCUGAAAGAAUUGCUUUCGGACAAUUGUCACAAACACCAGAAUCGAAAGGUUUAAUUAGCUUGUUUAGGGGACAAACUGAAUGUAAGAAGAAUCGAUUUGGUGCACCACAACGCAAGACAAAGAACCUUGCAAUUGUUGGAAGUGGCUUAAUGGGAGCUGGAAUUGCCCAAGUCUCAAUUGAUAAAGGAUUUAAAGUUGUUAUGAAGGAUGCAAGUGAAAAUGGAUUAUCGAGAGGUAUUGGACAAGUUCAGAAAGGAUUGGAAAACAGUCUCAAGCGAAAGAAGAUCACAACACUUGAUCGUGACAAGAUUUUAACAAAUCUUCAUCCAACAUUGUCUUACGAAACAUUCCGUGACGCUGACAUGAUCAUCGAAGCAGUGUUUGAAGACAUUGGAAUUAAACAUCGUGUGAUUAAAGAAACUGAAGCGAUUAUACCUGAACAUUGCAUCUUUGCAACAAACACAAGUGCAAUUCCCAUUGCGAAGAUUGCCGCUGGUUCAAAACGGCCUGAAAAUGUCAUUGGAAUGCAUUACUUUAGUCCAGUUGAUAAAAUGCAAUUGUUGGAAAUUAUCACACAUCCAGGAACAUCGAAAGAAGCGAUGGCAGCAGCAGUUGAUGUUGGAUUGAAGCAAGGAAAAGUUGUCAUUAUUGUUGGUGACGGGCCAGGAUUCUACACAACGCGACUUGUAUGCACAAUGUCGUCAGAAGCUUGUCGAUUAAUACAAGAAGGUGUGGGUCCAAAGGAACUUGAUCACAUUAGUAAAUCUUUUGGUUUCCCUGUUGGUUCAGCGACAUUAGCUGAUGAAGUUGGACUUGAUGUUUGCACUCACAUCUCUUAUGAUUUAAUCAAAAGCUUCGGACCGAGAAUGGCUGGCGGAAAGAUUGAAGUUAUGAGUGACAUUGUCAAAGCUGGUUUCUUGGGACGAAAGUCAGGAAAGGGCUUCUUCAUAUAUGAUGGCCCAGCAAAAGGAUCUCGUGAUGUGAAUCUGGAAGCGAUGGAAAUCAUCAAGCAAAGAUAUUCAAUCAAACCCGUCGGUGCAAACUCACAUGAAGACAUGCAAUUGCGAAUGGUGACACGCUUCGUUAAUGAAGCUGUUUUAUGUCUUGAAGAAGGAAUUCUUGACAGUCCACUUGAAGGAGAUGUUGGAGCAGUGUUUGGACUUGGAUUCCCUCCAUUUACUGGUGGACCAUUCCGCUUCACAGAUCACUACACUGCUGGCAAAUUAGUCGACAAAAUGAAAACAUUUGCUGACUUGUUCGGAGCUCCAUUCCAACCAUGUCAAACUUUACUCGAUAUGGCUAAGGAUCCAUCGAAGAAGUUUUAUAAACAAAACUAAAUUAAAAUAACAUUUAGAGAUCAAUUGAUGCAUUAAGCGAAACAUUUCUCAGAUCGCAGGAAAAAAAAACUCUCAAAGUUAAAAAUUUUAUUUUUUAAUCACAUCUGAGAUGAUAAACAAUUUAAAUGCAAUUCAAAGUUUAUAAACAAUCAUUAAAUUAUUUUUUCAAGAUGCUUUUGAUGGUCACAAUCUUGAUCCAGUGGUUAAACAUAAUAAAGAAGGAAAAGUUUGAAUUUUAUAAGAAAAUAAAUUUUGUUGUUUGUUUUAUUGUUUAUUAAUGGUUUAUGAAGGUGGAAGGUGUGACAAUAUUUUCGAAUCUUUAUAAAGAACAAAAAGC